Closterium sp. Naga37s-1 is the source of this 288-nucleotide messenger RNA. The record is from the annotation of a GenBank genome assembly. Lineage: Eukaryota; Viridiplantae; Streptophyta; Zygnematophyceae; Desmidiales; Closteriaceae.
AUGCCGGUGGUUCCGACUCCGCCGUUAGUUAGGGCUGCAGGGCAGCAGGGCGCGCGGGGUGAACAGGGCAGCAGGGCGCACAGGGCUGCAGGGCAGCAGGGCGCGGGGGGGGUUGGUGCUGCAGAUCCCCUCCCCCCCACUGCUGCACCCACAGCAGGGGGAGGUAGGAGAAGGGGGGGGCGGGGGGGGCUGGUGCUGCAGAUCCCCUCCCCCCCACUGCUGCUCCACAAUCCUUCACCCCCCAGGGAUGGAGGAGAAAGGGGGGGCGGGGGGGGGCUGGUGCUGUAG